Molecule: messenger RNA, 1122 nt
Organism: Terrapene triunguis (Three-toed box turtle)
Lineage: Eukaryota; Metazoa; Chordata; Testudines; Emydidae
Gene: CMSS1
Product: cms1 ribosomal small subunit homolog
Exons: 10
Coding region: 73-942 (289 amino acids)
Cellular component (GO): 90S preribosome; nucleus
Source: RefSeq, a predicted model, not a curated record
UGGAGCUGGUGCUGGGUUCCUCCCGGACGGUGUAGGGUAGCGGCGGCGUGGCCUGCCGGGCGGCUGGGACACAUGGGGGACGCGCUGGACGAGCCUUGGUGGGCGCCUCAGCCCGGAACACACAGUAGCAGCGACGGCAAUAGCCCAGAUCCUUCUGAUGAUGAAGAAAUGGAAAAAUCAACCAACACAAGUAAACCAGUGCAGCCUGACUCAGACUCCGAGUCCAAACCUGCUACAUCAAAGAAAAGAAAACAGCCUGCGGAAUGUUUUCUAACUCGUCCUGAGGAAAAAGAAGAAAACACUGUGAAGGUGAAAAGGAGAAGGAAGAAGAAAAUUUCUGAUAUUCUUGCAAAAUCAUCUCCAAAACCAGGCAUCCCUGAAGACCUACAAAAGCUACUUAAUCAACACUUUGGUACUAAACGUUCAGUGAUUGAACUAGAAGAGUUAAAACUGCCAGAUUCCUGUUUCCUGCCAGCCAAUGACCUCACCCACAGUUUUUCUUCAUACCUAAAGGAAAUCUGUCCCAAAUGGGCAAAACUUCGUAAAACCCACAAGGAGAAGAAGUCUGUGCUGAUGCUGAUUAUCUGCAGUUCUGCUCUCCGUUGUUUGGAGCUCAUUAAGUCAAUGACGGCAUUCAAAGGAGACUGCAAAGUUAUUAAAUUGUUUGCAAAACACAUAAAGAUAAAAGAACAGAUUCACAUGCUGGAGAAUGGUGUCAUCCACCUGGGUGUAGGAACACCUGGAAGAAUAAAAGCACUAGUAAAACAAGAUGGCCUAAGCUUGAACUCCUUGAAGUAUCUGAUUUUGGAUUGGAACUGGAGAGAUCAGAAGUUAAGGAGAAUGAUUGAUAUCCCUGAGAUAAGGAAAGAAGCAAUUGACCUUCUGGAAAUGGGAAUUAUAAAGCUGUGCAGAGAGGAUUCUGUGAAGCUGGGACUCUUUUAAUGGUGUAACUAACACGGAUGCAAUUUACUGCUGUAUUUCACUUAUCAUUGUCUGUAGUAGGCAACUGUUCAGUGGCUGACUGGAUUCAGUUCUUCCAUUUCUGAGUUGCUUAGCAGAAAUGCGUAUUACAAUGUUUAUCAGCUUCUGGCCGUCUUAUAAUAAAGCAAAGGUUUGCAUGUA